GGCAGUACUCUUACCUUCACGACUACCACCACUGUCAUCGCCGCCGUCAUCAUAAGCCGCCGCAUCAGCAAAUACAGUAACAACGACGACUGCGACUGUUUUUUUUUGUUACAGCGACAAGAAGCAAUAGCAACAACCAUAACAGAAAUGACUAACUAAAGCAACACCAGAUAAGACGAUAAUUACGACUGUUACCACUUUUACUUCGUCGUUGUCGGUAUUUAUUGUUAACGAAACCUGACAACGCCGCUUCUGCAUCUUUAUCACCAAACAAUAAUAAAUAAGGACAACAAAAACAAAACAACAACAACAAGAAUGGGAACAGCAUCAUCAUAAUCAGCAGCAGAAGGUAGAGGAAGGUAAAUAAAAAGAACAGCAGCAUCAUUAUCAUCGGUUGCAGGAGGUAGAGGGAGGCAGAGAAAAAAAGAACAACAGGAGUAGCGGUAAGAGUAGCGGCAGCAGCUGCAAGGGAGGGAAGCGCAACAGACGGAGGGGGGUGAAAGAAGUGGGAGGAAGGGAAACGGCGAGCAAGAACUGGAGUGAAAGGAUGAGGAUGGGGAGGAAAUUGGUUUUGUAAUGAUUAAUAAUGAGAGUGAGCGGCGGUGAAGGGAGAGGAGGAGGAGGAGGAAGCAGAUACCGUCAUCAGAAGAAGAAUUCUUGGACGACCACGACCACGGCCACCGUUUUAAUUCUGCUCGCUUUUUUUUUCUUCUCCACCUACGACGGGUGACAUUAGUGGACACAUUGGGGUAGACACAUCAGUGGACAUUUCAACACUAUAUAUAUAUCAAACCACAAAACCACUAGUAAUAUUAUUAUUAUUACUAUUUUCCUACUAACCUCUACUACAUCCAGCACCAUUACUAGACGUGGGUCUUUGACAACUGGUGGUGGUGGUGGUGCUGUCUUCUCUGCUGUCGGUGGUGGUGGUGGUGGUGGUCCUGGCAACCGUGCUGCUGCUCGUAGUGGUACUGGGGGUUCAGGUUCGAGCAGAGUUAUGGACAGCAGUGGAGAGAACAGCAUUUGUUACCAGUCUCUGGCCGAUGAAUCGGAAAUUGCUCAAACAGGGAUACACAUGUUGCUAAAUAAUGGAUUUCGUGAAGCAAAGUUAUUGUUCGAUUCACACAAAAAUGAAAGCCCUCUCAUGCACGCUGGCUCCACUUUUGUUUUAUUUAUGCAAGCCUUGAUGUCUUUUGAAGAAGAAAGGAUCGAAGAAGCAACUAAGGCUUUACAAGAAACAGAGAAAAAAUGCGACCCAGAAAGUGGUGUCUUCAAGACUUUACGAAGAAAAUUUUCCAAAAAAAAGCGACACCAGGAGGUUCAAAUUGGUAGCGAAGACCGAAUGCAGCGACAAAUUAUCAUAGCAGACUCCCUGUUGUACCAAGCAGUGCUUACUUUCACUCACCAGGACAUUCCUAGCUAUAUCAAAGGCGGUUGGCUUUUACGCAAGGCAUGGAAGAUCUACGAGAGACUCCAUCGUGAUAUCACUGAAAUGUUGUCUAGGCAUUCUCAAACCAAACUCAGCCAAUCAACGGACUCCAUAUCAAGCAAUAACAGUGACGUUCGGUUAACAUCAGAUUCCACGUGUACGGAUGGGAACGAUAACGAACUCACACAGGACGUGUUGGAGCGUCUGUUAGGUGCGGUAAACUUUGGCUACGGAACAUUCCAGUUGUGUGUUUCAAUGGUGCCACCAAAAAUUCUUAAGUUAAUCGAGUUCUUAGGUUUUGAAGGUGACCGCAUUGCAGGAUUAGCAGCUCUAAAUGAAACAAGCAAUAGCAAAGAUAUGAAAGCUCCGUUGGCAAUACUUGGACUCUUAUGGUAUCACACAGUACUUCGUCCAUUUUUUGCUUUAGAUGGCAUCAAGAUAUCUGCUGGUAUUUGUGAUGCAGAACUGCUAAUAAAAAAUCGGGAGAAAGAGUUCCCACGUUCUUCUCUCUUCCUCUUCUUCAAAGGGAGAGUUCACACUCUAAAGCGUGAAAAUGAAUUAGCCCUAUCUCUAUAUCGUCAAGCGCUCACCGUUGCUGCAGGCCAACGUGAAAUUGAACUCAUGUGUCUGUAUGAAAUCGGUUGGUGCAACUUGAUGAAACUAAGAUGGACAGAAUGUUUAUAUGCUUUCCAAAGACUUCGGGAUGAAUCCAAAUGGUCCAAGUGUUAUUACUCUUAUCUUCUAGCUGUUUGUCAUGGAUCCCUGGGGGACACUGAGGAUGCCCAGAACAUUUUCCAAGAUGUGCCAAGCCUUGUGCGAAGCAAGAACAAUCAGAUUGAAUCCUUUGCAUCACAUCGAGCUGAAAAAAUGAAGAGCAAUCAAGUCACGCAAGAAUUUUGCAAACUUUUCACUCUUGAAUUGGUCUUCCUUUGGCAUGCACUACCUACCUGCACUGACGAUGAGUUACGUCGAAUGCUUACAGUUUGUGAGAGUCAAACAGAUGCUCGGAUAUUCCACUUGAAGUGUCUUCUAGAAGGUACCAUCCAUAAGGAACUUGGUGAUACAGAACUUGCCAUUCAGUAUUUGGAGGAAGCACUGGCUAGGUGCAGUGGGAAGAAAGAUGAUGUGCAUGUUGCUGCAUUUUCACUCUAUGAACUGGCUUCCAUUUAUAUUACAGAUGAGCCUGCCAAAUCAAUACAGUUGUUACAGUGUAUUAAGGAGAAGUACAAAGAUUAUCAUUUUGAAAACCGUUUAACAGUGAGGGCCAACAACAUGCUACGGAACCUGAAACCAGCUGGCUAGAAGUGGGGACUUGGUUGAUUGAUGUAUGGCUAUUUUAGAAUUCUCUGGAGUGAAGUCUGGGCAAUCACAACAACAACAACAACAACUACUACUAUAUUGAUGGUGGGGGGAAGGAGGAGAGGACUAUCACUUCUGUCCCUCUGUCCCCUCCUUGCCUUGCCGUUGGAUUGCCAUACACACAUAUUCUGUUGCAAACUUACCCAGGGCUCUGUAAAGCAGCCAGUUUUCUUAUAUUUGUUGUUGUUUUACUUUUUUUAUCAUACCACUGGCAGAAGUCACAUGUCCUUGUCCUAGCCAAUAGACACAAGCCACCUAAAAACACCCACCACACCCCACCCCACAUACACACCGUUUUCUUUGUUUUUUUAAAAAAUAUUUUUCAUUAUUAUUUUUGUUGGUUUUAUUAGUGAAUAAAUGCCAUCCCAUCCUUUUCUCUCCUUCCCUCACUCUCUCUCAUUACAUACUCACAUUAUACACACACACACACACACAUUCUGAUGUUUUUUUCCCUUGUUUCACUUUUUACUACCAUUCUAGUCACACCAAACAUUGUUGCCUCUCGUUAUUAUAGAAGUUUGUUUUGUUUUAUUUUAUUUUUCUUGGGUCCCCUUUUACUUCAAAAAUUAUUUUUAAUGCACAUAUGUGUGUUCAAGUAUGUAUCUGUGAGUAUUAAUAUACAUACAUACAUUAUAUAUAUAUAUAUAUAUAUAUAUAUAUAUAAAAUGUCUGUUUGUAUGGAGUUUUCUUUGUAGAGAGUGAUAGAACUUCACGUUUGACAGACAAGGUUUUUUUCUUUUUCACAUCUACUUUGCACUGCGAAGGAUCUGCUGUAUAAGUUUUUGUCAUCUGUCCAUGAUAAAUCCACAUUUUUGAUAGUCAAGCUCUUUGGUAUAGACCAAGGGACUACAGAAGCCUUAAAACUCAAACGCAACCCGACCAUGCUGAUGUCUUUGAUUCAAGAGGUUUUUAUUUUUCUGCAAUUUCACAUCUUUUACUACUUCUCUUUUUUUAUUUCUGAUAGAUUACCAAAACACUUGAGAGUUGAGGUGCCACUGGUAAUGGAUUUUAAGGAGACACUGCUGCUCUUUGAAGAAUAUAAUUCUCUUUGGCUUUAAAGUUACCUUUGGUUUUUGUUGCAAUACUAGCUAUUCCAGAAAACAGUUUACCGUAGUCAGUUGAAAGUAUAGAAAUCACUUCUGCUGGUUUCACAUAUUUUAUCUUUCUUCACAAAGUAACAUCUUUUGUUGGACAUAGAUUCCAAUUGAGUUGAUUUUUAUAUUAGAUUUAGCUUUUGAUGCUCUCCUUUAUAAUUAACGAUCUUAUUCAUAAGUAAAUCCUAUUUGCUUUUUGGUCUUUCUUCUUUCAGACUUGAUAUGUCACCUUAUACAAGUCUUUUCACUCUCAGAGCUACCAGCUAAGCCCUUUUUACCUUGUCUGGUUUGCUUUUACUGUGCUGACCACAUUGUUUUUUUUGGGGGGGGGGGGUUGUAAACUUCCUUAUUGAAGUUCCACCUUCUCCUCAUUCUCUGGUACCUGAUGAACCCUUCUUGGCAAGCAGUUAUGUUUGUCAGAAACAUUUAUAGUAUUAUUGUAUUGAGCAUCACUUUUUUUUUUCCAGAGUCUGAGCUUCUUUGAAUUCAUUUUAUUUGCCCUCUUGAACAUUAUCAUCUUUAUUAGUCUGGGAUUUUAUUAUUAUUAUUAUUAUUAUUAUUAUUAUUAUUAUUAUUGUUUUUAACCAAAGAUUCCUUAUCAUUUUUCACAAAUCUCUUUUGAGAUCAGAUUGGUUCUGGAUAAGAUUUCUUCAUGACAUCACUUGCUGUAUCUUCUUAUACUUCAGUGUAUCAGUGUAUUGAUCUAAAUGUUAUAGAUUGAAUAUUUAAAAGUUAGUCAGGAGAGUAGGAGCAGUUUCCAUGACUUUUGCAGGCUCUCUGGAACCGGUGAGAUUACUGCCAUUGAUGCUCAGCUUGAACAUUUGAAGGUCAAUAUUUGCAGAGAAAAAACAUGUAAUUGUAAGAGGAAUUACAGACAGUUGGUGUUCUGAAGAGAAUGGACUGGACAAAAUGUUUUGUGCUAGGUCUGGCAGGGAAAACAUAGUGAGGGUGAUAGAAGAUGGAGUCGGAUAAGGCUGAGCAGAAAGCUAUGCAAAUAGCUACUUGACAAGAACAGAAGCUGUUGUAAGUAGUGGCAGAUGAUACAGUGGAGGGGAGCUUCACAUCUGUGAAAUAAUGAUUGUAGCAUAUUUGCUGAGAGAUAAUCAAAUACUAUGGAGGCCUAGCAUUGUAGCAAGUUUGAAGGUGGUUUUGUUAGUUAUGUGUUGUUUCAUGAUUAGUAGAUAGACUGAUUAUUGUUGAUUAUUUUUGACAUUCCAUGAUGAAAUCUUAUCUAGAACCAAAUGAAUUUAUUGAUCAUUUCUACCAGUCUGCUGUACCAAACAAUCAACCAACACAGGAGCAACCCAUACAAGAACCUAUCAAGUUGUAACAUGGGUUCAACAGAUUACAAAUUUAGAGUUUUAUUCAGUGACUUACUCACUCCAAAUUGUUUUGAUGAACUAAAAAAAAAAAAAAAACAUUAAAUUUUUCAUACAACAAUAAAAACUAUUUUGUUUUCUUUCCUUUU
Messenger RNA from Octopus bimaculoides (California two-spot octopus), 5350 nucleotides. Its product is annotated as tetratricopeptide repeat protein 39C. Gene Ontology annotation, biological process: cilium assembly. Gene Ontology annotation, molecular function: protein binding. The record is from RefSeq and is a predicted model, not a curated record. NCBI's taxonomy places the organism in Eukaryota, Metazoa, Mollusca, Cephalopoda, Octopoda, Octopodidae.